GUGGCACAAGACAAAAAAAAAGAAAAGCGCAAAAAAAAAAAAAAACUCGUGCAACAUGGCUGAACCAACUCAGCCGCUUCUUACCGAUUCACACUCACAACCACCGAGAUCCCUCGACGACACGAUCGAGAGAUACAUUGGAAGCUUUGGGUGGGCCCAGUUUCUUCAAGCCACUUUAGUCUCCUUCUCAGGCGUUUUCGACGCUCAACAGACAUUCAUCUCCGUCUUCACAGACUUUGAACCCAAAUGGCACUGCACCGACUCAGACUCGUUCUGUCACGACUCCAUCUCCAACAUCUGCAUCCUCCCUAAAACCUCAUGGUCCUGGGACUUCCCCUCUCACGUCUCCAUCAUCUCCGAGUGGAGUCUCCAAUGCUCAGGCUCUUUCGUCAAAGGCUUACCGGAGAGCUCCUUCUUCGUCGGGUGUUUAAGCGGAGGUUUGAUUCUCUCCACGUUAGCAGAUUCUUCCCUCGGUCGUAAAAACAUGUUGUUUCUGUCUUGUCUCCUCAUGUCGAUAUCUACGAUGUUAACGGCUUUCUCACCGAACAUCUGGGUCUACGCUUUUCUUCGGUUCGUUAACGGGUUUGGUCGGGCCACGAUCGGGACGUGUGCGCUUGUCCUAUCGACGGAGCUUGUCGGGAAGAGAUGGAGAGGACGUGUCGGGAUCAUGAGCUUCUUUGGCUUCAUGCUUGGCUUCUUGUCUCUCCCUGCCAUGGCUUAUAUUAAUAGAGGGAACUCGUGGAGGAUUCUCUACAUCUGGACUUCGGUUCCGACAAUAAUCUACUGUGUUCUUGUUCGGUUCUUUGUCUGUGAAUCUCCGAGGUGGCUGUUCGUUAGAGGUCGUAGAGAAGAAGCUAUUUCGAUUCUCAAAAGAGUUGCUUCGAUUCCUUCGAGUGAUGUAACCAUUAGCUUACCAACUCAGGAGGUAGACGAGAGGCCUAGUGUUAACAUCUACUCGGCUAUGAAGGUGUUGGUGGAAAAGAGAUGGGCGCUAAGGAGAUUAUCCGCGGUUAUGGCGGUUGCGUUUGGGAUCGGUUUGGUCUACUACGGGAUGCCUUUAGCGUUAUCGAAUCUCGAUUUCAACGUUUAUAUGAGUGCAGCGUUUAACGCGUUGAUGGAUUUGCCAGCGAAUCUCAUAACGCUUUUUCUAGUCGAUAAACUCAGCAGGAGAAACGCACUCAUCGGGUUUACAGCCUUAGGUGGCGUCUCGAGCGUUCUCAUAUUCGCAUUACAGAAUAUGAGAAUCGGGAGCCACGGGACGUUACAACUGGUAUUAGAGCUGAUUUCUUAUUUUUCCGCGUGUUCGGCAUUUAACAUUGAGAUGAUAUACACAAUCGAGUUGUUUCCGACAUGCGUGAGGAACUCGGCGAUAGCAAUGACUAGGCAGGCAUUGGUGCUUGGUGGAGUUUUCAGCUCGAUUAUGGUUGCGGCUGGUCGGAAAAAUGGGUUCUGGUCGUUCGGGUUGUUCGGUCUUGCUAUAGGUUUGCUUGGUUUGUUUGCGGCCGGAUUGCCAGAGACUAGAGGGAGUGAUCUAUGCGAUACGAUGGACGAGGAAGAGGGCAAAGAUCGUCAGGGUAACAACGAUAGUGUGGUUGCGUGAUAUGAUGAAGAAUUUUGAAUGUAUGUAAUGUGGAUUUAAUUAUGAUCACAUCAUUGUCGUUUUAUGUAUAAUUUAAUUUUAAGGUUAAUUGAAUAUUUAUGAGUAAUUCG
This is a messenger RNA of Eruca vesicaria subsp. sativa (arugula), 1710 nucleotides long. The record is from the annotation of a GenBank genome assembly. NCBI's taxonomy places the organism in Eukaryota, Viridiplantae, Streptophyta, Magnoliopsida, Brassicales, Brassicaceae.